AGAGGAGAGGAGAGGAGAGAGGAGAGGAGGAGGAGAGGAGAGGCCGGUACCCAGUACCUAACAGCAGCAGCAAUACAGAAAAGGUGGAAGCAGGCAAUGUGGAGAAGCAGCUGACUCAGCGCCUCUCCAAUACCGCCGGAUGACUGCCCAUUCCAGCAUCGCCGGACCCUGCAUCUGACGGGAGAGAGAGAGAGGGGGGGGGGGGGGGGGUGGCAGAGGGAGGGAGGAGGAUUUUUCUUCCAGAUGCACUGGCCCCCGUGUGAUUUUUCGGCCUCUCUAAACCCUGGACAAAUGCGUUCCUGAUGUCUGCGUGGAGGCUGGCGAGCUCGGCAUUCUCUACAGGAUGAAUGAGGGAGGCAUCUGUGCAGCUCCACCCGUUUUCCCCGUCGUCUCUGCAGACCCUGAAGGCUCAAACCCCGGGGAGGAGCAGGAGGGUUCGCCGCCGUCCCGGGGAGUCCACUGCAGCGGCUGCAUCGUUUGGCCUCGCCAGCAGACCUGGUUGUGCGUCGUCCCGCUUCUCAUCGGCUUCAUCGGGCUGGGGCUCAGCCUGAUGCUGCUCAGGUGGAUUGUGGUGGGCUCGGUCAAGGAGUAUGUGCCGCCAGACCAGCGGGAAUCCAACCGCGUCGGGCAGGAUCCCAUCUUCCUCUCCAAGCCCAGCUCCGUCCCGAAGAAUCGAGAUACGACCACCAGCACCACCACCACCCACCCCCCAGUCAAUCCUCUUGGUCCCGGCACCCGGGGGACCUCGCCCGUCACCCCCAGACUCGUCACACAGGGCACGGUCCACUCCACCACCAACACCGCCCUGCGAAGCCCCUCCACCCCCACCCCCAGGCCGGGGGUCCCGCUCACCUCCAGUGGCCCCGGGACGUCGCCCUACCGCCUCACGCCCACCGCCACCCACGGGACGCCCUGGCACACGCUGCCCUACUCUACCUCUGCCAGCAAAUUCUUCCUGCACGACUCCACGCCGUCCUGGACACUAUCGAAAACGGGGCCAUCGACCACCGACACUCGUUCCGUCGUCAGACCCAAAUUCCCUACCACCACCGACACCACAGAGAGGUCGGAGCACUUUAAGCCGUGUGCGGACAAGGACCUCGCCUACUGCCUGAACGAGGGAGAGUGCUUCAUCAUCGAGACCAUCAAUGGGAAUAACAAACACUGCCGAUGCAAGGAAGGAUACCAAGGUGUUCGCUGUGACCAGUAUCUGCCGAAAACUGAUUCCAUCCUCUCUGAUCCAACAGAACAUCUCGGAAUAGAAUUUAUGGAGAGUGAGGAUCUGUACCAGCGCCAGAUCAUGUCAAUAACCUGCAUCACAAUCGGACUGACAGUGGUCGGGAUGCUUUGCGUGGUUCUUUACUUCAAAACAAAAAAACAAAGACAGAAGUUGCGAGAUCAAGGCAAGGAGAUUCGCUUUGCAAAGAGCUACAGUCUGAACGCCACGGACAUGAACAGACCAGACAGUCCUCAUCAGAGCGUCCUGCCUCUGGAGAAGUACACCAAGCCAGGCACCAAUAUUGGGGAGGAACGGCGGAAAGUUCUGGAAUCGCAGUUCUUGGCUGCUGGAUUGUCCCCGGCCAAAUCCUCGCCAUCGCCAAAACCAUUGGGGAAACCGCAAAGGUAUUGUCCUUCCUCCUCACUGAGCCCGAGGCAGCUGGGCAGGAUGUCGUCCAGGGUCAGCCCCCGCCCCUCGCCUCCGCUACUCCACGGUUCGCCGAGUUCACUUGGAGGAGGACAAGCCUCAAAGUCACCCAGCACAAGCAGACCGAUGCAAGAGCAACCUCCAUCAGUCAAUGACCUGCUGGACAGAAAACGAGCUGCAGCCGUGGGCCGGCAUUGCCCGGAGAGUCCCGGUGAGGCUCGGCCCGAAGCCUUCCACCGACCGGUGCAGCUGUGCCCGCUGGAGCUGCGAGACAGGGGCAGGCCGGGGCAGUGCUGGGCCGCCUCGGUGCCCGUCACCCCACUGAUGGGGGAGAGGAGCUGCGUGCGGGUGCAGGCGGAGUGCCGGGAUGGGGACCGAGCCGACACCUCUCCCUGCUCCUUCCCAACCGAGCUGACCAGCGCCAGCGCCCCCAACACCCCGCUCCGUGCAGCGGACGGGCAACAAGUGGAGAUGCUCCUACAGACGGUGCAGCGGCAGAUCCAGCUGUUGGCUCUGGCCGGACGCAACCCCGAGGACUAUGAACUAAUCAACGAGUGCGAGGAGCAAGCUGGAGACAACACGGAUUUUCUUCCUGUGGCCUCAGCAGAGGAGGUACCAUUUCUGCUGAAGAAGGAACAAUGUAGAGACUGUGAGCUGGGAAAGUGACAUUCUGCUAGCUGUACCUUCAUUGCAUUGCGAACCUGGGAAAUGGGAAGAGUAAGACCAGAGGAAAAUUAUUUAUAUGCAUUUAUUUAAAGCAUUUAAUUAGAAACCAAAUAGUCUGUUGCCCCCAUAGUGGUUUAUGGAAACUAUUUUGUAUUGUUUUAUCAGAUAAUGUUUCUUUAUUUCUGGUGAAGAUCUUAGUGCCUAUUGUCCGCAGUGGGUGUAUAAUGGGACGUGCUGUGUUUCACCAGAUUAACUCCCAGCACCUACAUCGUUCGCACAGCCUCACUCUCUGGACUAAGCGCGGACCUGGGUCUUGCCAUUGGCACAGCCAAGGGGUACAAGGGUUGCAACGUGCAAGGGCACAGAGGAGAGAUAACACACUUCACCGGGUGUGAGGGUUUCGGACCAGACACCGUCCGUGGCAAGCGAUUCAAGAGAGAGUUAGACUUAGCUCGUAGGGCUAAUGGAAUCAAGGGAUAUGGGGAGAAAGCAGGAACGGGGUACUGAUUUUGGAUGACAA
Molecule: messenger RNA, 2831 nt
Organism: Amblyraja radiata (thorny skate)
Lineage: Eukaryota; Metazoa; Chordata; Chondrichthyes; Rajiformes; Rajidae
Product: pro-neuregulin-3, membrane-bound isoform
Exons: 9
Coding region: 344-2311 (655 amino acids)
Biological process (GO): nervous system development; animal organ development; intracellular signal transduction
Molecular function (GO): chemorepellent activity
Source: RefSeq, a predicted model, not a curated record